UUUUCGCUUAUCAAAAAAAAUUGAUUGUAAUAGAGAGGUAAAGAAAGUACCUAUACGAAAAAAACGUGCUCCUUAUUUUGACAUCCAAAACAGAUGGCGCUGUCAUAUUAAAGGGAAACCAAACAAAGCUUUCUUUGAAAAUCCACCUCAAUUUCAAAUUCUCUUUGGUCAUAUGUUUUGCGUACACUGAUUUCUCAAACGUCAACUUUUGGCAAGUUACUGCAAAAUGUAUGGAGCUGUACAGCGCCAUCUCGUUUACCUGUCUUAGAUUUUACGUAUCUUUGCGCUAAUAUAGUUAUGACGUAACCAGACCGCAUGCGCCGACCACAGCUGAUUUCUAUUUUGAUCGACUGAGAGCUUCCACCUACAUCAUAGUCGUGCGCUUAUUGUAAAGUGCACAAUAUAGAAACUGUUGUUGUUAUCCCUUUCACAGUGUGUGUGUGAGAAUCGUGGGUUCAAAUUUCAGUCGUAAUGUACACUUGUACUGUAUUCAUUCUUAGGACCGGAUUCUUUUGGCCGAACCAAUAACCCACAGCGGUGUGAUGUGGCGCAGGAUUACUAGGAGGGCUGACCUCAAAUAAACUGGGACAAUACAGAGGAAAAAGAAGAAAAGAAGAAGAAACCAAAAAGAUUUAAAGACGGACUAACUAAAUGUCGGAACGCCAAAAGAAGCCUGCAAAUCAUGGCCGCAGAAGAGAUAGCAACUGACUUAUGGCAAACUCACGCACGACUGGACGUAGUGUUGGAACUGGUGUUCCUAUGGCUGGGUGGCGUGGAGUUGGCGUGUUGUGGCGCCGCGUGCCGUGCUUGGCGUCAAGCGAUCAGGCGUGCGGACGUGUGGAGAUGCCUGUUGGUUCAAGCGUCUAGUGCGGAUACAGUGCAUGCUCUGGCUAGCAUUUAUGAUGGCGCCUGUCCAUGGCGCGAGCUGUAUGUAUCAUGUAUAGCGCCGUGGCGCCGCGUGACGUGCCUGAUGCCAGAGCGGCCAGCUAGACUCGCCGCUGCAGCGCUUAGCUGCGAUGGAAACUUGCUUGCUAUUGCAGCUGAGGACUGCUCCUUUACCAUAUGGGUGCUGGCGAACGGAAAUUGGGCGCGUGUAGGCGCUGGUUCAGUGGCGUUAGGUUGGACUGGAGUAGUACGAGCAGAAUGGGCUCCUGAUGCACCACUUCUGUUACUGGCAGGAUCCGCUCCGCUCUCAGCACAAAGAGGAGCGCUCGCUGUACUACGACCCCGAAAUGGUAAGGUGCCCUCCCUACAUCUUCUUUAGAUACUACUCUGCUUUCUGCUCUAAAGGAACGAUCAUGAUUCUUUUUCUUUUUUGUCGCAUCCUCAUGGCUGAGAGACGUGACGACCCUCUUCACCAGUACUUUCCA
Molecule: messenger RNA, 1370 nt
Organism: Cydia pomonella (codling moth)
Lineage: Eukaryota; Metazoa; Arthropoda; Insecta; Lepidoptera; Tortricidae
Exons: 4
Coding region: 683-1264 (193 amino acids)
Molecular function (GO): protein binding
Source: RefSeq, a predicted model, not a curated record